AUGCUUGCGUGGACAACCCGAGUGCGUCGCCGAGCGAACGGUGAUAAUACAAUGGUGAUGAGGUUUGCUGAACGUCGCGGCUUUCAGCCGUCCUUCCUGCAAAUUACAUUUUGCAUGUGCUUCUGCUGCUGUUUAGGCGUUGCACUGGCAACCAUGCUGCUUGCUUUGGAGCUUUUCCUGGGAAGCUCCGGUGAAGACCCCGUGAAGACAACAACACGUGGAGGUGACACAAGUUAUCAGGAGGUUGCGACAUGGACAGGAGUGGGUGGCGGGGGCAACGAGCGCUGGGUUAUGACGAGUAGAGCAACGUCUUUGCCGUGUCCCGGUUUUCAAGAGCAACCCUCUCCAGCAGCGUAUUAUUGUGCCAAUGGAGCCGCAAGCCGCGCUCCGCUCUCUUCACUGCGGAAUAAAUCCCUUUUAGAUCCCGUGAAAAGACAAACAAAAACCCAUGUAGGCGCAACUCCUGCUCAGUGCUAUGCGCCGAAUGGAGUUCCUGUGGCGCGACCCCUCUGGGCAACUUCCCUAUUGCAGUUGUUGUUGUCCGAUGGUGCCUACGACGCGGUGACAUCGUUACUACACCAAAAUCGCUGGUAUCUGUUGAUUGGAUGGGUGUCUGAUAGAUUUAUGCCGCCACAGAAACCGGGUCGAAGGGCAAAUGGGGACCCCAUGUUUUCACAGACUAGAGGAAAGAAUGCGAGUUACUACUUGGAAACCUACGGAAGUAUGUGGCACGCCAAGGUGGAGGUAGGAAAGUGGCGCUUUCAUUUUCAAUUGGUUCAUCGAAACGCGAUUGCAGUCUGUGUGCGUGAACGAAUUCAUUUGUACAAGUAUUAUUGCCUUUCCGAUUCGAACGUAGAUGCGCUUCCAAUUCAUGUGUGUGCAUGCCGUCAUUGCGUCAUUCCCACAGAUGACUCUCAGCACAAAAUACCAACCACCUUUUAUGGCCGGCUUCCAUUACGGAAAGAAUCCUUACUGGUGGAGAUAUCAAAGUUAGCUCCUUCCCAUCUCUUCUUGGGGAAUAGAGCGCCCCAUACUCCGUUACAUGAGGAAGAGGAUGCAUGUAUUGAUGCAUUUUCGGCUCCAUGGUUGAUUAAUACCUCGGUUGUUGCGUCCUUUCCCUACGAGGGAAGGCACAAUGACCUAGACGGUUUGCUAAAAAUUCAGUCAGACCAAAGUGGGUUUGUCACCGUUGUGGUCUUUAACAUAUUUUGGCGCGAUCAUUUACAUAACUUUGUGUACAGUUUUACGAGGAAGGCCAAGAUGCGCAAUCUGAUUGUUGCUACCACGGAUGAUGCAGCACUGUCGCUGUGUUUGUCCUUUCGUUUGCCAUGCCUGAACGCACACAUAUUUGCUGAACCGGAUAACGAGGAAAAAACGGUUGGAAAUGCCACGUCACGACGAAGGGGAUUUACACGUAAAGUCACUGAAGAAUUCUCUUGGGUGAAACCACGAUUGGCCAUUGCCAUCCUUCGCCGUGGAUACACUUUUAUGCUUGCGGAUCUUGACAUCACAUGGAAUCGCUCUCCCAUGCCUUACUUGCAGCUGAGUGAUCUGGAUUUUCUGCAUCAAUGUGACAACAAGUCCCCGCUGAGCAUCAACUCGGGACUUUACAUGGUACGCCCAAACGAACGCAUUCUACGCUAUUUUCAGGAUACAAUGUCCUUUCGCACCGAUGAGAGCUCAGAUCAAAACGCAAUGAGGCUUUUUAUGAAGUAUGAUCAUAUCCAUGGUGUUUCACAUCGGUGUUUGCCACGCUGGGAGUUCAACAUGAAAUGCAACUACAAGGUUGAGCGCUCACGUCGGCUGGAGAACGGGCUGGAAACUUUUCUUUGGAAUCCAUACCCAGUCAAUGAGACCCCAAAAUGGGUAGCGAUGCACGCCACGUGUCUUUCUGGAGCAAAGGACAAGAUUCGGUACUUUAAAACCAUCAAGGCAUGGUUUCUUGAUGAACUGGACGCAAAAACAGGAACAACGUCCUCACCGAAGUUCUUUUGUGUUCUGUUACCACCCUCGUUGGAUGCUACAGCUCCUACAAAGAGAAUUCUACACGGCGUUGUUGGGACCACCACUCACAGCGAUGCAUACAAGGAAAUGACACCCAACCCAGCCUACCUCCGGAAACGACAUUAG
This is a messenger RNA of Trypanosoma rangeli, 2130 nucleotides long. RefSeq lists its product as uncharacterized. The coding region runs from base 1 to 2130 and encodes 709 amino acids. Gene Ontology annotation, molecular function: glycosyltransferase activity. NCBI's taxonomy places the organism in Eukaryota, Euglenozoa, Kinetoplastea, Trypanosomatida, Trypanosomatidae. The record is from RefSeq and is a predicted model, not a curated record. Gene Ontology annotation, cellular component: Golgi apparatus. The transcript has a single exon.